AUGGCAACUGACAAAUCGGUGCUUGCGGUUAUCAGAGCCGCGAGACCAACCUUCCGCAACCAAAACGACAAAAUCGCCUUUGUCGUACACUCCUCUUUCCUCGCCUCCGGUUACAUCCUCACCGCCACAGGUCCUCUAGCCCUCUCCGAUACCGCGCUUUCCAACUCCUCUAAUGAUGAGGUAGCUGUUGAUCAUUGGAACGAGCUUAACGAUGAGUAUGCGUUUGUUUACUUGAACGCGGAGAAGGGUGGGAAGAAAGUGCUUGUUAAGUGUAUUGUGAUGAAUGAGAAACUGCUUGUUCAUGCUUUGUCUGAAGGGUUUCCGGAGCCUCUACAUCUUGAGAUCAAUGUUGGGGACUACUCUGGGGAGGAUAGAGGUAGCAAUUUUUCUCAGCAGUUCAAGAAUUUAGACAAGCUGGUGAAGAGAAUAGAUGCAGAUAUUUUAUCAAAAUUAGAUGGUUCUUCAAAUGCAAGCUCCUCGACUAUAAGCUCAGAAACCAUUGACAAAAGAGAAUUAGAGAGAUCUGAACCUGUUCCUGGAUUUGGUGAACCUGCUGGCCCUUACGAUCAUAACCCUGGAUUCAUUAUCCCUCCAGUUGGCAUCGGUUCUGGUAGUGAUCUUUUUCCAGGGCCUGCUGCCGGUGUGUAUCCCUCAAGGGGUGAUCAUGGUUUUGGAGGCAGCAUGCUCGUAGGGCCUAAUGACCCUCGUUGGUUUGGUGGUGGUGUUGGUGGAGGACCUGCUUUUCCUGGCGGAUUGCCGGGCGUUCCUCCCGGUGCUCGAUUUGAUCCUAUUGGACCUCCUGGUCUCCCUGGUUUUGAACCCAACAGAUUUGCAAGAAAUCCUAGAAGGCCAGGAUAUGAUGCUCAUCCAGAUUUGCAACAUUUCAGAAGAGAUACUGAUUCAGAUUACAUAUAG
Lathyrus sativus (Indian pea) is the source of this 915-nucleotide messenger RNA. Lineage: Eukaryota; Viridiplantae; Streptophyta; Magnoliopsida; Fabales; Fabaceae. The record is from the annotation of a GenBank genome assembly.